UGUUAAUGGCUUCCAUCAAUGCCUGUCCUCUGUUCACUAUUGUCUACCGUGUUUCUGUCGAGAGAGUCAAGUUUUCAUUAGAAUUGAGAUUAUUUUGGGUUAUUUGUCAAAGGAUGACCGAAGAAAGCAAUGUGCUGUUUAUAAGAGGAAAUGGAAAUAAAAGUGAGAAUGAAGAUGUUUGGGAUGAUACUGCAUUGAUACAAGCAUAUGAUAAAGCUGUAAAUUUGGCCAAGGAGGAAGUAGCAAAACGUAUUGCUAUGGAUACUCAGGACACAAAACACAAGUGUCAGAAUUCAAAACAUUCAAAUUACAUAAAAAAACCAUUAAAGAAAUGGACCAUUGGUGCACCGUGUCGUGCUGUGUAUUCGGUGGAUGGAGAAGUAUACGAAGCCAUUAUAUCAAAAAUUCAUCAAAAUUCUGGCAUGUGUACAGUGAAGUUUAUUGGAUAUCAGAAUACAGAAAAAGUGGAAAUAAAUUCUCUUUUGGAAUCUGAAGGAUUACAAAGCCAAAUCGCCCAGCAUAAGGCUGCACAAAAGGUUAAUGAAGAAGUUGUAGAUUCUGACACAUCCACUUAUUCUAAGCUGCAGGAUUCCAAACAAAUUAAUAGUGAAAGAAUGGAUUGUGACACAGAGGAUCCUAGAUUAUUUAAAAAUAAUUUUAUGUCUGGACUUGAAUAUUUUAAUCCAGCGAUAGAUGCAAUGCCACCUGCACCACCCUUACCACCAUUAAUGGCUAAAUUGCCCGAAACUGAUGCAGAUGCGUUGUCUAGUAUGUUGAUGUCAUGGUAUCUAAGUGGAUUUCACACAGACGAUGGCAGCAGUGGCGGUGACGGUGACGACAACAGCGGCGGCAGAGGUACAACAUUUACGCUACCAUGGGGGUGGCUUCGUCGCAGAGAGAGAGAGAGAGAGAGAGAGAGAGAGAGAGAGAGAGUGCGUGUGAGGCGAUGCGCGGAACAUAUUCGAUCGACCCGCAUAAAAGGAACGAGCUUGUACUGCGACAGAGUCAGUCUGUCGGUGCCGCUGCAUCGUGUUGAUCCUCUUGGAAGUUUCACGACAAACACGCAACCGAAGGGGAAAAUACACGUGCAUGCGGAACAGCGACGCGCGAGAGGCGAUGUAAAACGAGCGAUUGGUGGAGCGAUAGUACUUAAUAGCGAGCGUAGUACAAAGGCAACAUGUUCCUGUUGCUGUCAGUGCACGAACGGAGGUUGCUGCAAUAGCCGAAGGCAUUCUCCGACUCCGACUGAGAGAGAGACUACCUAUCGAUACAAGCACGUCCCACUUUUCCAAGUAAAUAUCCCGCGGAUCAUGAAGUGGCCCUCCUGCAUCAAGACAUUCACGUGGAUGUUCUGCUGCAUGUCCAUCCUUUUAUUCCUGCCGGCGAAAACAAAUGCUUUGGAGGAGAAUUGUACGGAUUUUCAGGGUGGUACUGUCAAACACGGCCUUCUCUACGUGCCAGGACCUGCAGUUUGCAGUCUCUGUGUCUGCUACCAUUCUGAGCCGAGGUGGUGUCGAGCCAUUUACUGUACGCCACCAUACAAAUGCAAAAAGUUCCGCGUGGGUGAACGCUGCUGUGAGUUCGAGUGUCUCGACAACAGCGACGAUGAUUGGAGUGGUCCGGAUGUGUACGAUGCUGCAGGAUCAUCCAAGAUCCAGGAGCGGAGUCCUGUUUUGUGCCUGUUUGGCUUAUUGAUCGCAUUAUCGAUGGUGCCUUAGUUAUACGAUCAGACGAGAUCCGCAAUCAUCGUCAUAAACCUUCCCCUCCUUGAGGAUAAUUUCAAGUUAGUAAUACCCUAUUGGUGAUGACGAUGAUGAUGACAACAUAAUUAUGUACAAGAAACCGCCUCGAAACAGGUUUGUCUCGUAAAAUACUGCGAACACGCAGUAUUUUAGCGAAUGGCAUGUUCUUUGUUUGUAUAGAAAUUAGGAAUUGUCCAUGUGAAAUAUAGCGCGAGCUCAGUUACCGAGAACUGAAUUUUCCUCCAGUAGAUCGAUACAAUUAAAUCGAAAAUUGAUCGAGUCACUUUUUGAAUAAUUAUGAAAAAUUGAGAAAACAGAGAGAAAAUUUUUUAAAUUUAUGAAUAAAUAUCAAAAUUCGCGGACGUAAUCAUUUCGACAGUUUCAAUAACAGUUAUCGUUAUUGUAUCACAUAUACCACAAAUUAAAAUGAUAUAUAUUUUUUCAUUUCUUUCAUAAUUUUGAUAAGAGAUCCAUUUACAAACACUUAAUAACUCAGUGAGAAAUGGCCUUUAAUUCGAUGUCGAAUUGACAUCGAUUCGACAUCGAAUUAGCGAUCAUUUCUCACUGGAAAGAACUUGUGGAUAUAUUUUGCAGUCAGGUUUUGAGCACACAAACGCGCGUGAACAAAUUCUUUUUUAUUUUCUCAAUUUUUCGCUUUCUUUCGCGCGCGAAACCCCUUCCGCCUCAUUUUCUGAUAUUUUUCCACUUUAUCAAAUUCGAUAUGAUAACACGGUUAUCGGACGGUGAACUCGAUAUCGAGUGAAAAUCUACUCAUAUUCGAAUGUCAUCAAAGAAUGACGUAGGUAGCUCUUGGCCUAAUCCGAACACUCUCACAAUCAGAUGUCAACCACUGUCAUAUACGAGCUGUACUUGAUCUCAUUUCGAAUAAAAUUCAGAAUUUUAUUGUUUUGUUCAGGAAACAUGUGCAUUUUAUUGUACACAAAAUUAUCGUUAGAAAAUUAAUUCCGUGCUCAAUUCUCGGUCAACUUUUUCGGUAUAACCGAUUCUCGAGAAUGGUCACAAUAGAUAAGAGACGUCGUAAUCGUAAUAAUAAUCGAUAUAAAAAUUGAUAAGAACAUCUGCGGCAGCCUCGCCUUUGAUAAUACUCGCGCUCGAUGGUUAACCGAAGAAAACUGAAAACGAUUGAGAUUAAUUACCUCGCGCGUACGAACGUAUAGCGUAUAUUUGAUUUGCUACGAACGUACAUACGUGCGUAGCAAAUCAAAAUUUUUUUUUCCCAUUGUCACAAAACGAUGUGUAAUAACGUGAUGAUGAACGUGUCAGAUUGAGAGAUUAGUGUGCGGAAACGCAAGUCUCGUCAACGAGCACUGGGAAAUUGCGUUGAGUGCGUGCAUGAUAUAUCCUUUUUGUUUGAAAACAAAGAGACUCUUUUUAAUCUUCAAUUCGAUCGAUUUUAUCACUCAUCCAUUUUGUUUUUCGUCAGAUUCGCUGUGAACAAACAUUCUUCUUUAUAAAAAGAUCACCGUUUCUUUAUAAUUAAAAUGCAUGAUAUUGAAAUACAUGAGUUGGGAGUUCAUGUGAUAAAUUAAUGUUCAACGAUUUUUUCUUUCGGUUUUUGUUUCGUUCGCUUGUCAUCUGUAGGUAUAUCUUUGGCACAAUUAAAUUUCUUUUCUGCCCAUUUCUUAUGAUUUCAUAUAAAUCGAUCUUAUACGAUGGUGUUAAAAAAGAACUUGUAAUGUAAACGUAGGAAAAAACAUUUGCAUGUAUUAAUUAUGAUUAAUAUUUGGUUUUAAAAAGUACAAAAUACAUGCGAAAGGUUUGAAGAAAAGCACACACGUACGCUAACGUGUUUAUUGUUUACAUGUGUGUAUGUUUCUAUUCUUGUCUAUUAUUUAUGUGUUAAAAUUUGUAUUAUAUGCGUUUAAUAUUUUUUUAUUUUGAAACAAUCAAUAGAAUCGAAUAAUAUCGUUAUAAAACUUGACGGUGAAAGUUUGGAUAUUUUAUAUGUCCUGACAAUAAUACUCGUCUUCUCGCUUCCAUAUUAUAAAAUAUUUCAAUUAUUCUCGUUUCAAUUAGCACUCGACCACAAAUUAACUAUUAUUUGCACAUUGACAUUUCAAAAUGACGAUAAUUAUAGUAAACGCCUGGAUUUUCAUGCGAUAUCAAUUUGAUUAAUUACAAUUGCUGUCGAUUUGUAAUCGACACGCUAUUAAUUGUUGAUCGAUAAAUAAGCAGAAGUAUAUAAAUUAUUAAUACACGACAAUUAAUCCCGAAAUCUGAUGAUUGGGAAUUAGUAAUCGAUGCGCGAAUGCGACUUACAGCCUUUCCAUAAUUUCCAUGUCACAGAAUUCUUUUAUUUUAUAACGCUCUUAUCGGAAACUAUUAAAAAAAAAAAAGAAUUGACUGCUUUUAAGGGCGAAACGGUAUUCUAAUACAACAAUACCAGCGAUUAAGUCGAGCAACAUGGGGCCAUACGAAUUGUAAUAGUAUAAUGUACACAAACGUGCUUUGUUGGUCUUUUUACUUGGUGAAAGAAAAUAUGUAAGAAUGAAAAUACGGUGCUAUAUUAUAUAGUCAUUUCUCGCUGAGGAAAGUGACGCUGUAUAUUACGAAUAUUAAUUAUAUUUGCGAGUUUCCAGUAUUGCGACACCGCGACGAGUAUUCCGGUAUUUGCGCACGUAUGCUUGCCUGUGAUAUAUAUUUUUACAGCGUUUGAUUACUAUCCUCGCGUCCUUGGAUUGUUAAUGCCUUUGCGAAUCCUAAACGCUUCGAUUAGCGUUCCGAAUGUCUCUAACAAAAGUAGUCCUUUUCAAGAAUUGAAGAUAAAGAAACAAUCAUAAUCGCAGAAGGAUGUCGAUAGUAAUAAUUAUCUGUUAUAUAAUGAUAAAUUGAUUAUAAUAAUAUAAUUAAUUAUAACGUUGUAUAUUUAUAUAAUCAAUUAAUUACACCGAAAUUCUAUUUACUACGUGGAAAAAGAAAUUAGAAGAAUAUUAUAGAAGAAUUGUUAUUUUUUUUAAUAAUAUUUAUCCAUAAGAUCGUCUAUAAACGUUACAUUUAAUUAUCGUUAAUGUUAAUAAAAAUGUUCUAUCAUCUUGGACUGCGCAAAAAGUCAUGAAAGAAAUCAUAAGAAUAGUGGCGUGAAUAAUAAUGUUAUAUGAAUUAAAGUUCGCUUACCACUAAAUGUUUGCGAAUAACAUAUAUUAUCUACAAUCAAAGGCACAUCUAACAAUAAGCUCACAUUGUCCCGCGCGAGCUUGAUUUUGGAUAGCGUAUUAAAAUCUAUAAUUUAUAUAUUUCCUACUUCGUAGAUAUCUUUGAGUUAUUACACGGAGGUUCAUAUUUUCGCGACUACUUCGCAAUUAUUUGUAAUAUGUCUCCGUUGUUAGGAGCUGCUCAUUGCACUUAUUAUAUUAUAGUUGAAGGUAAUCUUACAAUCGCGUCAAUUUGAGAUACUAAAUAUCUCAAUUGAGUCGCUGUCAAUAUCGAAGGCGAACCAGUCUCGAUUUGCAUUUGACUUUUAAAUGAGGGCAUUGCCUGAGUUUUGCGCAAAAAUCAAGGUCAAGUUUGAUAUGUGGCGCUAGUGAAGCCACUUGAAUGUGAUAAAAAAAAGUAAUGUUUGAGAUUAAAUUAUUAUACGGUAGAUUCGUUCAUAGUUCAUAAUGCGAGAGAUAUGCAUUCAUCCUGGCUCGGACGUAAUCUAAUUUUUUCAAUACAAUGUGGUUGGUUUGUUUUCAAAAAUUUCAAAAGCUUGCUAGAUGCUAAAUUAAAAUACAUUUGUAUUAUCUCUUUCUACAUUUUCAUUAAAAGAAAAAGAUAAAAAGGAUUAUCAUACUUAGAUAAUGGAUAUGUAUCUUCGGGUCAAGUAUCGUAAUCGAAUUUAAUUAUUUAACAAUUUUAUUGUCCCAUCUCGACGGGACGGCAGUGAUAUCUUCGGCUGAUAGAACGAUACUUUUCCUAAAAACCUCGCCAUUAUACUUUUACUCUCUUCUUCCUCUAUACCCAUUCCAAUUCAGUAAAAAGCUAGAAUUAUUAAUUGACCAAUUCCUCUAAGCUUAUAUUUAAAAAAAAUGACUUAACGCGUUUAUAAAAGAAAUACACAUACACACAUCAAUGUAAAUAGCACGACGAUAGCUUUAACAUAUUACUGAUACGUACUGUCGACAUAAUUAUGUCAUGUAAUGAUCAAGGGGCCUUUUAUGUAUGAGUGAUUACUUAGAAUCCAUAUUAGAGAUUACAAUAAAAUUUAAUUCGAAAUAUCAAA
This is a messenger RNA of Wasmannia auropunctata (little fire ant), 5964 nucleotides long. RefSeq lists its product as uncharacterized. NCBI's taxonomy places the organism in Eukaryota, Metazoa, Arthropoda, Insecta, Hymenoptera, Formicidae. Gene Ontology annotation, cellular component: membrane; nucleus; cytoplasm. The record is from RefSeq and is a predicted model, not a curated record. Bases 6 to 1718 code for a protein of 570 amino acids. The transcript is spliced from 10 exons. Gene Ontology annotation, biological process: mRNA processing. Gene Ontology annotation, molecular function: RNA binding.